AUGGUCCGCCUCACACGCCGGACCGGCACGCAAAGGUCAACGGCAUCGCAGCGCAACAGCGAAGAGCACGAUCAGCUCGAAUCCUCCACCUCUCAGCACCAGGACCAUGUCCAGACCGACCAGCCCAGUCAUACCCGUACGCACCGUCGAACACGGAGCGGCGCAUCUGGUCAGGUGCAAGAGCUCGAAGAAGCGUCCGAAGCUGAGAUGGACGUCGAGGCUGAGCCUGAGGCAGAUCAGCUCGCUGACGAACACGACACCGGGACAAACGCUCAACAGCUUCCGCCUUCCACCUUCUCGGCGCAAAGCGAAGGCGAUCACAUCAAGAUCAUGCUCGCCACUGACAACCACAUCGGCUACAUGGAGCGCGACCCCGUUCGUGGUCAAGACUCGAUCCGCACCUUCGAAGAGAUCCUCCAAUUGGCGGUGCAGCACGAGGUCGACUUCAUCUUGCUUGGAGGAGAUCUUUUCCAUGAGAACAAGCCGAGUCGAGCUACGCUGCAUCAGACGAUGGCGUUGCUGAGACAGUACACACUCGGAGACAAGCCCAUCUCGGUCGAGCUGCUGAGCGACCCCAAUGACGGUGCGCUUCCCGGUAGAGACUUUCCAGCUAUCAACUACGAAGAUCCGAAUCUCAAUGUCGGCAUCCCGGUGUUUUCGAUCCACGGCAAUCACGACGAUCCGCAAGGCGUUGGUGAGACAGGCGCACUAUCAGCGCUUGACCUGCUGUCGGUCUCGGGCCUGAUCAACUACUUUGGCAAGAUCGAGCUCCCCUCUGACGACGCGACCGCCGGCUCAUCGGCCGCACGAACAGCACGAGGCGGUGCCUUCGCGGAAAAGGGCAUCCGCAUCAAGCCCGUCCUCCUCCAAAAAGGCCAGACGAAACUCGCCCUCUACGGCAUGGGCAACAUCAAAGACGAGCGGAUGCACUUCGAACUUCGCACCAACCGCGUCCGGAUGUAUCGACCCUCCGAAGACCCCGAUUCGUGGUUCAACAUCCUGUGCGUGCAUCAGAACCGGGUUGCGCACAAUCCGAAAGCGUGCGUGCCCGAGACGAUGUUCGACGACUCGAUCCAUCUGGUGGUCUGGGGCCACGAGCACGAGCAGAUGAUCAACCCGCAACCGGUCACCGAGAAGAAGUACCACAUCACGCAGCCGGGCAGCAGCGUGGCUACGAGUCUCAGUCAGGGAGAGACGGUCGAAAAGUGCGUUGCAAUCGUUCACGUUGAGAAGACGGAUUUCCUCAUCGAGCCUAUCCCGCUGCAGACAGUAAGGCCGUUUGUGAUGGACGACAUGGUGCUGUCCGAGGAGCUCGAGGAGGCAGGUUUGUCGUCGGAGCGGAGCGACAUCAUCAAGCUCCUGCGUAAGCGGGUGGAAGGUCUGAUUGUGCGAGCCAAGCAGGAGUUCAAGAAGCGAUAUCCGGACCGGGAGAUGCCCCUGCCGCUCGUACGAUUGCGCGUCGAGUACACGAAUCAGGAGAUCAGCAAUCCGCAACGCUUCGGGCAGGAGUUUGCCGGCAAGGUAGCAAACCCCAAAGAAGUGCUUCAAUUCACCAAACGCAAGAGUCUGCGCAGUGGACGUCGCGACCAGGCCGACGCUGCCAAUGGACCGAGCGCCUACGUUGACGUGGAAGAGGAAGGCCUACUGGCCGUCGAACGGCUCGAGAAGGUGGACGUGGGCAAGCUGGUCCAGGAAUACCUCCAGGCGCAGAAUCUCGACAUUCUCAAUCCCGAGGGUCUGGAGGGCGCGGUGCUCAACUUUGUCGAAAAGGACGACAGGGAGGCGAUCGACAGCUUUGUCACCAAGAUGCUCAAAAACACCGUCAAAGGGUUGGUGACGAUCGAUCCGGAAGAGUCGCGCAUCGAGGGAGAGCUGGAGCGAUUGAGGCAGCAGCAGCAGGAGCAGAGGCGAGAGAUGGAGCUCGAGAUGGAGGGUGCGCAGCGCAAUGCGAGGGCAGCGAGGGGGAACGAGUCGGAUGAUUCGAUGAUGGAUGAUCUCGAGCCGCCUCGUGCUGCCGCGCCGGCUAGAGGCGGUGGCAGGGGACGAAAUGCCCGUGCUGCUCACGACCAUGACGAGGAAGACGAGGAGGAUGACUUUGAUGACGGAGCGAGCGUUGCCAGCAGCACUCGCCGAGGGGCGACCCGACAGGGCGCCGCCGCGGCUUCGACAAGCCGAGCCAGGAAAGCUCCAGCUGCGUCUCGCACCGCUGCUCGAACACCCGCUCGUGCAACCGCCUCGUCCUCCCGCACUCCAGCCCCAACCUUCCUCGGCCCCGAAUCAGCCUACGCCGAGGGGCAAGACGAAGAAUCGGACAUGGCAAUCGACGAGCGACCCUCCACACCUGCACCCGCGCCCACUCGAGGCCACGCAAGCGUGCUCGACAUGCUCAGCAAGCAGAAUGCCGCCUCGAAGCCGAGCAAGAGCCGUAGCAGGGCGACAGCGGCUGCAACACCAGCGAAGAGCAGGGCAGCAGUAAAGCCGGCUGCAUCGCGUCAACGACAGCAACAGCAGCAGGAGAGCAUUCAGAUCAGCGACGAUGAGGAGGACGCGAUUGUGGACGAUCAGGGUGAGGAUGAUGAUGACUUUGUCGAGCCGGCGAGUCGGGCGGGUGGACGACGGGCUGGGCGGCGAUGA
Molecule: messenger RNA, 2634 nt
Organism: Kalmanozyma brasiliensis GHG001
Lineage: Eukaryota; Fungi; Basidiomycota; Ustilaginomycetes; Ustilaginales
Product: Phosphoesterase domain protein
Exons: 1
Coding region: 1-2634 (877 amino acids)
Biological process (GO): double-strand break repair via nonhomologous end joining; meiotic DNA double-strand break formation; telomere maintenance
Cellular component (GO): Mre11 complex; nucleus
Molecular function (GO): endonuclease activity; manganese ion binding
Source: RefSeq, a predicted model, not a curated record